Molecule: messenger RNA, 3756 nt
Organism: Rhinocladiella mackenziei CBS 650.93
Lineage: Eukaryota; Fungi; Ascomycota; Eurotiomycetes; Chaetothyriales; Herpotrichiellaceae
Exons: 2
Coding region: 1-3756 (1251 amino acids)
Source: RefSeq, a predicted model, not a curated record
AUGAACCGAUUCCCUGUUGAUUAUGCCACUCAUAACCUGCCGUUGUUGUUUCUGUCCGGAUUGGACACAGGGAACCAGACAGAACAAGAUCUUUCCGGUCGGACACAUAACUUCUUGCAUGAGGGUGGGUUCAGAAUCAAGGUAGACCUUCCAGUGGUCCAGGGCCCGCUGGCGAGGCGGCUGCUCCAAGCCUUUCGCGACCAAGAUGGCUCUAAUAUCCCAUGGCACUCGCACGCUCUGCUCUCCAAGAAUGGCCGCGUGUUCAAGAUAUUGACCGUUGGACGGGUGUACACCCUUCCCCCCCGUAAAGCGCCUCCGCCUCCUCACUCCCCUCGUUUGUCAGCCACCGUUGCAAAUGGAAGUCCUCCAUCACCACUCGUGCUCCAUUCUCCUUUGUCACCUUUGACCCCUAGCUCACCAUUGUAUCCUGACGGCAUCAUAUCCUCGUUGUGGAUAACGAAACAUCAGUCUCGACUACCAUGCGCCUUUUUUGCCUGCUUCUCGUUCACAUCUGAUCCCAACACGAGCUCUCUCCGGGACAAUAAGUUGAAAGCCGAGAUCAACCAUAUUCGCAGUGUUUUCUCAUCGACCCAUUAUAAGACUAGGCUUGUGGUUUUGUUACUGGGUGAUGGUAACAUUAGCCCUUCGGAUGCCGAAGAUCGCUUCAACAACAUUCGACGUGCCACCGCACUCGAUGGGAGAAGCAUUCACUUUCUGCCUUAUGAUUCCUCAUCCCUCCAGGUCGUGGAUUUUGUCAAUUCGGUCUUAUCCAUUCUCCAUCCUUUCUGUGUAGACUAUUAUCGAGACCUUUCAAAGCAUGCUCGUCGAAAGCGUAAUAGAAAUUCUGUCCCCCCGCCCACUGUACAACCAGGGACCUCGCGUGUAUUGUCACUACGAGGUUGGAAUGUCCGGUACGAAUUCAAACUCGGCGUUUUGGCCGAGUUUCGACAAGAGAUGGAUGCGGCUUGUCGAAACUAUGAGACCGCUUAUGAGAGUCUCUUUGGCCCGGAGAUCAUAGAUGCCAUUGCCAUUUGGAGCCCGCGGUUCAACGAAGCAAGAUUGCUGGCUGACAUUAUUGCUCUUCGCACCAUCAGGUGUCUCCUGUGGACAGAUCAAGGAACGACAGCGGUGAGGUCCUGGAUCAUGCACAGGAACCGAGUCAGGGACUUGGUCAAUCGCCGAGGCAAAGGGACCGAAAGCUAUGGAUGGGAGGCCUGGCAGACCGCGUGGGCAAUGGUCAUGGCGGAUUUGUUGUCCAGAUCGGAAUAUCCAUUGCUCAAUAUCAAGAUUCCCGGAGUUCCUGACAUCCUUCCCAUUUUUGCUGGUGUCGACAAGUCUCUUCCUGCUGGUGAGCGUUCGACUCCAUGGGAACAACUCCCUCAUGAAGGGUAUUGGCUCGAUAUGGCCCGGAGAAGCACCGUUGCCCGUCGCAAGUGGGCUCUACAAAUUCCUGAGGAAGACAGACAGCCUCCAGGCCGGUCACCUGCAUCGAUGGUUGCGAGCAAGGCCCACCUCUAUGAUACGUAUUUAGCACUCGAGCCAUACCGUGAAGUUCCCACUGAUGGAACCACUGGAUACAAGUACGAGGAAGAGAUCAUGGCUACAUUGGACACAGCUAUCCAGCACUUUGCAAAGCGAGGCCAGGUACGGAAGAUUGAGGUCUUGGGACUUCAAAAAGCACUUGAACAGAUCGAAAUGGGGUCCUGGGCGGAUGCCAUUUCGACACUGCGGCCUCUCUGGUCGAGUCAGAACUGGAGGACUGCUGGGUGGUGGAAGUUGUUACAACUACUCGGCUGGACUCUUCUCGACUGCCUUGCUAAAGUGAAAGAGCCCGAGCUGGUGAUCCAACUCCUAUGGGAACUUUCGAACAACGUUUUCGACAGAAAGCCGGGAAUUGAUUAUGAUUUGCGCCACGCCAUCACGGCACUUGGCGUUGAUGGCGCUCAUCCUUCUGUCGCAAUUGACAUGGACCGAGCCUUGUCACCGCUUGUCCCAAGCUUUGCAUUCUCCACCCACAAUGUGUUCGUGGGAGAGCCGCUGGAGUGUCAACUGUGCAUUCAAUCGCGAGCGCAGACAGGACUUCGCCCGAUUCAGUUGACCGAGGUCAAAAUUGUGUUCGAGGGUGGUCUGAAGCCUGUUUACCUGGUCGCCGGAGAAAGUCAAGAUGCCGAGGCUACGUCCUCAGGUGCUGAAUUUGUUGAUGUUUGUCUCCAGGAGUCAACCUCAAGCACGUUGUCGAGAAAUAAAAGGUCCUCCGCGGGAAGUAUUGCAUCCCAGACGGGUAGGACUAAUUUGACAAUACCCUCAAAUCAUACCACAAUCUUCCGGUUUCGUGUUGUGCCACGGGAAGCAGGUGAGAUAUCGAUUGCUUCCAUCACACUCUUGUUAGAUGAGGACGAUUUCUCACUCGCCGUUACCACGUCAGAUUUCGAGCACGCCGUUGCUCAGUGGUGGGAGACAAAGGGUGGCAACCCCAUUGCUCGCCCGCUUGGGCAAGAAUCUAAUGCAUACAACAGAAUCAAUGUUCAGCCCAAACCGCCAAAUUUGCAAAUUGAAGCAUUGGGUCUCAGAAGAACAUAUUACACCAGCGAGUCCAUAAGCAUCGACUUGGACAUUGUCAACCACGAGGAGGACGACGCAAUUGUAUCCAUCGAGUCACGGAUGAUCAGUCCGGUUGCAGGUGCUGCGCAAGUACGGUGGAGCGAUUCAGGAGCGGACCAUGCUCCAGGUACAGCUUCGGCAUCCAGCAUCACGGCACUGCCUCCUAGAGAGCUUGGAACGAUCCCAUCCUCGGGGAAAAAGGCUAUUUCGCUGCGAAUUACUGACACAGUGAUCGCUGUGGAUCAUGAAGUUGAAGUUAUCGCGACCUAUAGGCUUACCUCGGAGCCCGAAACAAUCCUAACUAAAAGUGUGACGAUCGAUGUGGGAAUCAUACGUCCUUUUGAAGCCAACUAUGAGUUCACACCGCGGCUAGACGAUGAUCCAUGGCCAAGCUUCUUUGAGGCUCCCCCUUCCGAUGCUGACUCUUCUAGCGCCCUUGGGUUAAGACAUAAGUAUUCCGUCGCAGCAAAUCUUUAUUCAUUUGCCACGGAACCUCUUGUCAUCGAAGCCAUCUUGCUUACUGCACACAAAAUUGCUGGGGGGGCGAUUUGCUCAUCAAGCAACGGCAUCGUGAGAGCGAAAACCAACUCACCAGAAACUGGAAACCAGAUUGCGAUCCCAUCGUUGAUACGGCCCGAUCAAACGGAAUGCUUCGACUUGGAGUUGUCUGUUCAAAAACUGACUCUCGGUGACCGGCACACGGUGGGAGUAGAUCUCGCACUCGAGAUUGGAUGGCAUCGGCAAGAUUCACAGGAGAUCACCACCACGGUCCUCGAAGUGCCGAGAUUGGUGGCCCCAAUGGCGGAACCUCGUGUCAUGCUUAAGACGUCGGAAACAUCUCUAAGUUCUUCGAAUGUCCCUGCGCAUCGUCUGACUUUCAUGAUCGAGAAUCCAAGCAUGCACUUUCUUACAUUCAACGUGGCGAUGGAGGCGAGUGAAGACUUUGCCUUCAGUGGACCAAAGGCGUGCGCCCUCAGUCUGGUCCCCAUAAGCAGGCAGACCUUGACAUAUCGAAUACUACCGAAUAAGAAAGAUGAAUGGAUCGAGGUCCAUUUGAAUGUGGUCGACGCUUAUUUUGGACAGACGUUGCGAGUUCUGCCUGGCGGAGAUGGCGUCAAGAUGGAUAAAAAGGGCAAUGUAUUGAUCAAGGUUUAA